Molecule: messenger RNA, 1014 nt
Organism: Hydra vulgaris (swiftwater hydra)
Lineage: Eukaryota; Metazoa; Cnidaria; Hydrozoa; Anthoathecata; Hydridae
Source: RefSeq, a predicted model, not a curated record
GGUUUUAAGAUUUUAUUUUGGCGCAUUUGUAUAGAAAAAACUGAUGCUUUUUCUCAAAAAUCAAAUCAAAUAGUAUUAAUAAUAAAAACAUAAAGUAGAUUUUUAUACAAAGAGAUCUGGCUAACGCUUUAUACAAAGAGAUCUGGAUCGGCAUAUUUGCUUAAAUCAAAUCUGAAAAAAUCAGCAACUAAGUACAUUUGGCUGUCUGGAAACUUGAAAUGAAUAAGAUUUCUGGUUCAAUUGUCAGUGUCAGCGACAUAGUGACAUCAUAUAACUACAACAAUUAUUUUGAAAUUAUUGUUUCAUCAAAAGAAAAUGAAAAUGAUACUAUUCGAGUUAUGGAGGAAGAUUACUACAACGCGGUUUUUAAAAAAAAGGGUAGAAGCUAUUCAACUUAUGAUAGAAAUGAUUUUCAAAACAUACCAUUUCAUAAGUUUCAGGAAUGUUUAAGUUAUUCAAAUUUUAUUGAGUUUACUGGUCUUUCGGAUGUCAGAGGUGAUAUCACUCCAGCUCGUUAUUUCCAAAGUAAUACUUCUUGCUACUUUGUCAUUAAUGUUAAUGGUGAUUGUAAAACUACUCCAGAUUACUUAGAAGUAAAAGAUGUCCUUGAGAUGAAAUCACCACCAACGAUGUUCACAAUUCACGGUCGUAUUGAAUGGAUAGACGAAUUUUCUCAAUAUGGUUCCGGCUUCACAUCAAAUAUAAGAGUUCUCAAAUGUAACCUUUAUGACAGAUUUAAUGAAGAGUUCAAAAUUGUAGCUGAAAUAUGGUCAGAAGAUAAUGAAAACGAACGCCCAAUAUCAGACCUAAAGGAUGGCUUUAGCUAUCGGUUAGAGUUUAUGAAAGUUAGCAAAACAAAUUUAGAAGAAAGAGUUUUAACAAGUACAUCUAGAACCAAAGUCUACGAUAUCGACUGUUUUUAGAAACUAUUAUUUCUUGUAAAAAAACAGUGAAUUUUAUAGAAACUUGUUUAACCGUUUUUACUUUGGAAUAAAAAGGUUAUUAAAUCAAUAA